This is a messenger RNA of Zootermopsis nevadensis, 2320 nucleotides long. RefSeq names its product U3 small nucleolar RNA-associated protein 25 homolog. Gene Ontology annotation, biological process: maturation of SSU-rRNA from tricistronic rRNA transcript (SSU-rRNA, 5.8S rRNA, LSU-rRNA). Gene Ontology annotation, cellular component: nucleolus; small-subunit processome. Gene Ontology annotation, molecular function: rRNA binding; U3 snoRNA binding. The record is from RefSeq and is a predicted model, not a curated record. NCBI's taxonomy places the organism in Eukaryota, Metazoa, Arthropoda, Insecta, Blattodea, Termopsidae.
UAAGUGAAAUUUGGCGCAAGCAGAGUACUGUGUCCAAAUGGCACGUGGGAAAUUCAAGAGGUCCAAGGGCAACAAAAAGCACAAGCACACGAAUACUAAACGGUUUCACCACAAAAGAAAUAAUUCGAAAUUAUUCCAGAAAAGAAACGCAGCGCAACUGAAAAAAUACGGCGAUUCGCGUGAUAGCGAAGAUGCUGAAGGAACAAGUUUCAAGAGGAGGAAGAUUACCAAGGAAAUCCGAGAUACAGAGGUGAACAUGUAUGAUGAUUCGUCAGAGAAAGAACAAGAUGUAUUCAAACAGCUCCUGAAAACAUUUGUUGGAGAUCAUUUCGAGAACCAAUGUAAAUCAGUGGAGAGUGACACAAGUUCCGAGGAAGAAGGGGCAGAUGACAAAACAGAAGUGGGAGAGGGUGAAAUGGUGAAAAAUGAACAGGAAGGUCACUUUGAAGAGGGAAACAGUGACGGUGAAAGUGAAUAUUCUGAAGGCGAUCAUGACGAAAUUGACAAUGAUUUAGAUCCUUUUGUACGUCAUUUCCAUUAUGAUUUGGAAGAAAAUUUGCUUGAAGCUAUGUCCACAACACCCCAAUCUGUAGAUAAGCAUCAACAACAUUGGCCUGUUCUUGGUCGAUUUACUGCCCACAUACCAAGGGCAACAAAUAGAAUUUCCAUGUCAGUUCCAAAAGCGACUCUUGAAGAUGAAAAGCAAUUUGCAAAAGAAGGAAUCAUCCCACACAGAAUAACUGGAGUCAAUUGGGCCCAAUUACAUGUCAAAACACAGAUUCAAAAUAAUAUCAGCAAAGCAAAUUAUACAAACCUUUGUGAGAUCCAAGAUGAAAGUGCCAGCCCUCUUACUAAUUUUCAAAUGGAAUUAUUCUCCAUUAUAAACGGUUACCAGGAUUUAUACUAUCCAGAACGAACUUUAAAGAAUGGAGAGGAAAUAAGAUUUACAUAUUGCCUUCAUUCAGUGAAUCAUAUUUUGAAAACACGAACCAAAAUCAUUCAUCAUAAUAACAGAUUGUUGAAUAAGGAUCAAGUACCUGAAGAAUACAGAGACCAGGGGUUGGUGCGUCCAAAGGUGGUUAUUUUAGUGCCAUUCAAAGAAGCCGCAUUAAGGGUGGUGAAAAUGAUCAUGGAUAUUGUUACACCUGGUGAAAAGGCCAAUGUUAUGAACAAGAAGAGGUUUUUUGAUGAAUUCACUGGAAGUGAAAUUGUUAUGCCAAAGAAGAAACCUCGUCCUGAAGACUAUGAACUGACAUUUGCAGGCAACACUGAUGACACCUUCCGAAUUGGAAUUACAGUCACCAAGAAAAGUAUCAGGCUGUAUGCCGAUUUCUACUCCGCUGACAUAAUUGUAGCAUCACCCCUUGGUCUGCGUGUUAUUGUUGGCGCUGAUGGAGAAGAAGACCGAGAUUUUGACUUCCUUGCAUCAGCAGAGCUCCUUGUACUGGAUCAAGCAGACAUAUUUCUUAUGCAGAAUUGGGAUCAUUUACUUCAUGUUAUGGAUCACUUUCACCUCCAGCCUCGAGAAGCCCACGGCACCAACUUUGCCCGAGUCCGCUCUUGGGCUCUAAAUGGUUGGAGUCGAUAUUACAGGCAGACUCUCCUCUUCUCGUCCAUAAUGCUUCCAGAAUUGAAUGCUCUUAUAAGCAGGAAAUGCCACAAUUAUGCUGGAAAAAUUUGUAUAGCAAACCCUGAUCUCACAGGUACCAUAUGCCAUGUGGUGGUCCAGUUGCCACAGGUUUUCCACCGAUUUGAUGUGCCGUCAGUAGCACAAACUGCAGACGGAAGAUUUGAUUUUUUCAUCAAGAAAAUCCUUCCACAGUAUAAAGACUCAGUUACUAGUCAUGUUCUUAUUUAUGUUCCAUCAUACUUUGAUUAUGUAAGACUGAGAAACUACUUCAAAAGAGAAGGCUUGGGCUUUGUGCAAAUAUGUGAAUAUUCAAAGGAUGGCAAGAUAGCCAGGGCAAGAGACAUGUUUUUCCAUGCCGAAGCCCAUUUCUUGCUUUAUAGUGAGAGAUUUCAUUUCUUCAGGCGUCCUUCCAUCAAAGGGAUCCUACAUAUUAUCUUCUACCAGCCGCCAACUUUCCCACAUUUCUACAGUGAGAUGUGCAAUUUUAUUCAGGCUACAAACCAGAACCAAGAAUCUGGUAAUGAAAGCAACACAACCGUAACAGUGCUUUAUUCCAAGUACGAUGUUCAGCAGUUGGCUGCUAUUGUAGGAACUGAUCGUGCUGCUCGAAUGGUCAGUUCCGAAAGAAAUGUGCAUAUGUUUAUGACAGGCGAAUGAUACCAAGUGUAAUAAAAAUGUUUUUCCUUACGA